AUGUAUCGUCGGUCAUUGGUCAAGAUAAUAAGACAUCAUGGUUUACCAGUAUGUAGAAGAAAUCUUGGAUAUUCGAUAGCACGGUCAUUCUCCUUUACUACUUCCACAUCGUCUUCAAACAAUGAACCGGAAUACAGCAAAAUAUAUGCACUUCCCUUCAAACUUUCAGCUGAACGCGCACCUCAAGUGAUGUUCUUCAAAUCAUUACCUACGGUGAGUGACACUUCACAUAUUCGAAUUCGAAAAGCAUAUCUUCCUAUUUGGUAUUACGACAUGGCGAUCACAGCAAAUGUAACUAGGGAUAGCGAUGGCAAGGAGCGUGAACUGUUGGGUGUAGCAUUGGAUGGAUUUUGGACAGGUCAUACGUGGGAUCCCAUGUGUUAUCUCAGCUUUGGUUUUCCUGUAGUAUUGGAUAAGACAACCUUGCGACCUUUUACAAGCAUGUAUGAUAAUGUGGAUGAUAAGGAAGAUAUUGAAGUGAUUCCAUUUUCAACAGAUCCUUUCCAAGAUCUUGGCGAUCAUGUGUCAAAAGCACUUGAAGGUGUUCAUGUAGGUCAUUUGAAACAAGCGAUGACUAUAGGCAAGGCGGCAUUAGCGUUUGGUGCAGCGUAUCCUUUGUAUUUCCCUGUAUAUAUUGGUCAGGUGCGCGACAACAAGGAACAAGUGAUUGUGGUGGCUGGCCAUAGCGACAAUCCACCGGUAUUCAAACACACACCUGGCAACAAGGGGGCAAAACAAUGGUUAAAUGGUGGUAAUUGGAUUCGAUUGGAUGUGACAGAUCCUUCAUGGCGUGUUGGUGCACCUAUUUCGCCUUUACAAGAAUUAUGCAAGAUCUUUAUGGACAAAGUAGUCAACAAGAUGGAUGAAGAUGGUAAUCCUACGUUGGCCAAUACAUCUCGACGACCAAUCCAAUGGGAUGAUACACGAAUUCAGUCUUAUGUCUCAUAUGAAAAGGACAACAAAACAUAUUUGAAGCAGCUGUUCAAGGUAUGGGCUCAACAACGUAUGCUUAGUCAUUUGGAAGGGAUGGAUGGUAAUCGACGGACUUUUGGCAUGGGUGCAGAUGGCUUUGUGGUGAAAACAGCUGAUCAAUUCAAGACUGAAAUUUUGAACAAGAUUGGUGAUGAAUUGGAAACAUUGGAGAAAGUAGAACCUCUCUGGCUUAAGGAAUACAACCAACAACAACAACAGAUCAUGGACAAUCAUACAUCCGAUAUUGACAACUCCAACAAACAAAAUGAUAUGUAG
Halteromyces radiatus is the source of this 1248-nucleotide messenger RNA. RefSeq lists its product as uncharacterized. NCBI's taxonomy places the organism in Eukaryota, Fungi, Mucoromycota, Mucoromycetes, Mucorales, Cunninghamellaceae. The transcript is spliced from 2 exons. The record is from RefSeq and is a predicted model, not a curated record. The coding region runs from base 1 to 1248 and encodes 415 amino acids.